AUGUACGAUUACAAAGGCCCUUAUGCUCUCAACAAAACGUUCCAAGAGGAGAUGCUUCUUGAUCAUAACAGAAAACGAGCCAGACAUGGUGUUGAUCCACUCAAGUGGUCAGCUAAUUGCUUCAACUUUGCUUCAGCCUAUGCAUCUCAGUACGAUUGUUCUGGAAAACUAAUACAUUCAGGUGGAAGUUUUGGUGAAAACCUAGCAUAUGGCUAUACUCCAUUAGGGGCCAUGAAUGCGUGGUAUAAAGAAGGAGAAGAGUAUAUUUACGGAACUGAGUCGAUAUAUAAUCAUUUCACGGCUAUUGUAUGGAAGAGCACUACUGAAGUAGCAUGUGCAUAUCGUCAAUGUCCAAGAGCAAGAUAUAUAAUCUGUUCUUAUAGUCCUCAUGGUAAUGUUAUUGGUCAUAGUACCAUGAAUGUUUUUGCUCCAUUAUAAAGUGUAUAUUUAUUUAGAAAUUUAUAAGUGAUCACACAAGAUCUUUUCUUCUAAUUCGUGAUAAUUGACAAAGAAUGACUUGAAUAAAUCAGUCAACUUCACAAUAUCAAAAGUACCUCCUGUCUCUCUAAUCGAAUGCAUCGACAAUUGUGGGUUACCCAAGUCCAAGGUACGAAUACCUAAUUUGGCAGAAAGAAUUGGACCAAUUGUAGACCCACAUGGAGAGUCGUUUCUAACGACAAACAAUUGUAAUGGAACUUGAACUCUAUCAGCGACCUUCUUUAAGAGGACAAUACCUGGUGAGUUGGUAGCAUAUCUUUGAUUAGCAUUGAUUUUGAUAACUGGUCCCAAGUUCAAUUGUGGACGGUUUUGUCCUUCAUAUUUGUCGCCAUAGUUUGGAUGGACACCAUGGGCCAUGUCUGAGGAUAACAAGAACGAUUUUGCCAUUGUUUCGUGGAAGUAGUCAACUUGACCAUGUUUACCAUUGUUGAAAUCAAACUUGGUAAGACGGUUAAUUAUAUCAGGAAGGAAUGUGGAAUCGGCACCUUGAGCAGAUCUACUACCAAUCUCUUCGUGGUCAAACAAGGAAAUCAAUUGAAUACCGUUUUGUUGUUCCAAUUCUGUACUAGAUUCAAUUAAACCUCUAGUGGAGGUGAAACAAGAAACCAAAUUGUCAAGUCUUGGAGAAAAGAUAAAUUCGUCAUUCAAACCACCAAUGACUGAUUUCUGGUGGUCGUACAAUACUAAUUCAAAAUCUUCAAUUUGAGAGGGGAUAACAUUAAGUUCACUAGCAAUCAAGUUGAUCAAGGAUUCAUUAUGUCUAGAGAUGACAUUUUGAACAGAUUCAAAUUGUUCAGGAGUCAUUUGUAAUUCUGGAUCAUCAGCGCAAGUCUUUUUCUUUUCUUCCUUUUCUUGUUCAUUCUUGUCCAAGGCUAAUUGUCCAGCAAUAGGAACCAAUUUGGUUUCCUUGUUAAACUCAAAUUUAGUGUUAACUUCUCUAUCCAAAUGAAUUGCCAAGGUUGGAAUUCUCAACAAUGGUUUGUCGACCUUAACCAACUUAGGAACGUAUUUGCCGUCUUCAUUGACGUAGACCCUUCCCGCAAUGGAUAAAUCACGAUCAAACCAGGAAUGAGCAAUCAACCCGCCAUAUUGUUCAACACCAACUUGAAUGAAUCCUUCGGAGGUUUUGUUGGAAAUUGGUUUGAUACGAAGACAUGGGGAGUCGGUAUGGGCACCAACAAUAGCGAUACCAUCUCCAUUUUGGAAUUUACCUCCAACAGUAAAGGCAAUUAAGGAAGAUCCGUUACGGGUAACAUAGUACUUACCACCACGAGAAACAGGGUUGGAUUGGGCAAACCAAUUGGAACGUUCAUGGAGUUCGACGAAUCCAGCAGCUGCAAGGUGGGAUUUCACAGUGUUGACAGCAUGGUAUGGGGUUGGUGAAGCGUUGACAAAAUCAACAAAUUCCUGAGCAUAUUUCAAUGCUCGUGUAAGGUCUUUAGUGGACAUGAUGGGAUGUAACCAAUGUUGUUGUAAAAAAAAAAGGUCAGGUACAGAAGAAGGAGAAAGAAGUC
Spathaspora passalidarum NRRL Y-27907 is the source of this 2012-nucleotide messenger RNA. RefSeq lists its product as uncharacterized. Bases 1 to 438 code for a protein of 145 amino acids. Gene Ontology annotation, cellular component: extracellular region. Lineage: Eukaryota; Fungi; Ascomycota; Pichiomycetes; Serinales; Debaryomycetaceae. The transcript has a single exon. The record is from RefSeq and is a predicted model, not a curated record.